Penicillium antarcticum is the source of this 588-nucleotide messenger RNA. RefSeq lists its product as uncharacterized. The transcript has 3 exons. The record is from RefSeq and is a predicted model, not a curated record. The coding region runs from base 1 to 588 and encodes 195 amino acids. Lineage: Eukaryota; Fungi; Ascomycota; Eurotiomycetes; Eurotiales; Aspergillaceae.
AUGGGUGCUUCAUCUCCGGCUGGAAAGCUUGAAAAGACCAUGUCGUCAAACCUCUUGACGAUGAAGUUCAUGCAGCGUGCUGCAGCUUCGAAGGAAGCAAAAGAGGCCAAGGAAGCAGAAAGCACAGGAGAAUCCAAUCAGCCCACUCCCAAGCGCCGACGUGUCUCCACCGAGGCCGAAAGCCCUCGCACCUCUGAGAUGGAAGCGAUCUCGGCGGCACUUGCUGCUGAAGAGGAAAAGCGACAGGAAGCUAUUGCGCGCCAGGCUGCAGAGUCUGGUGAGUCACAAUGGGUGCUGGACAUCCCAGCUGCGUCUGGGUAUACUCCGCAGCCUGUUGUAUUGGCCGCAGAUUCGCUCGACGAUGGCAGCCAAGGUGGACGCCGUGGAUAUGGAAACUUCAAGCGCAAACAGCGCGAGGCGGUCGCUGAAAAGCAAAAGCAGGAGGAGCUUGAAGCUCGAAUCAAGGAGAAGAACAAGCCUCAUCCAGACCAGAACCUCAAGAAACUAACCAGUAUCUCUGGGUCUGGAGGCAGAUCAUCUAUGAUGGGUGCACCAGACAAUAAGAAGAAGAAGCGUAAGAGCGGUUAG